Messenger RNA from Glycine soja, 3260 nucleotides. Its product is annotated as probable pectin methyltransferase QUA2. The transcript is spliced from 9 exons. NCBI's taxonomy places the organism in Eukaryota, Viridiplantae, Streptophyta, Magnoliopsida, Fabales, Fabaceae. Gene Ontology annotation, molecular function: methyltransferase activity. The record is from RefSeq and is a predicted model, not a curated record. Gene Ontology annotation, cellular component: cytoplasm. The coding region runs from base 620 to 2692 and encodes 690 amino acids.
AUUGGCCUGGGGGGUAGUGUCACGAGUCACGAUCGGAUCAGUACAAAAUCUGGUUGCUUAUGCUAUGUAUAUGUUCAUAUUUGUUUCAUAAUCAGAGUUAACAUUGGAAGCAGCGAGUGUGUGUGAGAGAAAGAUACCCAUUACAAAUUACAAUACAGAGAAGCCAUUACCAAAGCGAAAUCUAAAACCAGAGGGGACAGAGAUACAAAAGGGAGUGUGCACCAAAGCAAUAAAACAAAAGUGUCUAUAAAAUUCAUCCUGGUUUCUCUGGAUUCUUAAUUUUCUUUUCUUCUUUGUUGUGUUGUUGUUGCCCUCAACAAGAAGGAGGUACUUGUCAUUGCAUCUUCGAAAGCUCUUCUUCCUUUUCUCAUUCCCUUUGAUCUGAAGCCUCUCCCCAAUCUUUCGCUCUUUCGUGUUGCUUCCUGCAUUGAUCUAAAUGGGAUUUUGUUUUUCCUUUCUCAAUUUCCAUUGGGGUUUGUGUUUGCUGAAUUGGAGGGAGAUUCACUCAAUGAUUUUCUCUACACCAAUUUGAAUGAUGUUGGAAUAACGAACUUGGAUUGGUUUUUGGGUGUAUUCAUAGAGGAUUUGCACUUUAAGCAUUGAGCUUAUUGGUUAGAGAAUGUCCAGACCUCUGCACAGAGGGGUAUCUAUUCGGAUCCCUGAUAGCAACAACAAUGACUUAUGGGACUCUCAAUCCAAAGAUAAAUCAGAAAAGGAAGGUUUGGAUAGAAGAGGUUCCUCUGGUCACCCCUCACCCUUGAGGUCUCCCUUUAGGUUGCUUUUUUCGGAUAAUUCUAAUUCCAAAUACGGCAUCAGUGAGAAUGGUUUCUCAUCUGAUCCCUUCAUUAUUGGCACUCCAAGAAGUAGGCUCAAGUUGGUUCUUCUUUUCUUGAGGUUUAGUUUAGUGUUUAUAGUUAUUCUUGCUCUUGCUGGAUCUUUUUGGUGGACAAUAUCGAUUUCAACUGCAUCAAGAGGUCACAUUUACCAUGGUUAUAGAAGACUCCAAGAGAAACUUGUAUCUGACCUGUUGGAUAUUGGGGAGAUUUCUUAUGCUCCCUCAAGGCUGAAAGAAUUGGAAUUCUGUUCUGAGGAGUUUGAAAAUUAUGUUCCUUGCUUUAAUGUUUCUGACAAUCUAGCUCUUGGUUUUUCUGAUGGAAAUGAGUUUGACCGGCAAUGUCGUCAUGAGCUCAGGCAAAAUUGUUUAGUUCUCUCUCCACCAAAUUACAAGAUUCCUCUUAGGUGGCCUACUGGAAGGGAUAUUAUCUGGAUUGCUAAUACUAAAAUCACUGCACAGGAGGUUCUUUCUUCUGGAAGCUUUACCAAAAGGAUGAUGAUGCUUGAUGAAGAGCAAAUUUCCUUUCGUUCAGCCUCUCUCAUGUUUGAUGGUGUUGAAGACUACUCACAUCAAAUCGCAGAAAUGAUUGGACUCAGAAAUGAAUCUAGCUUCAUACAAGCUGGGGUUAGAACCAUACUGGACAUUGGCUGUGGUUACGGUAGCUUUGGAGCACACCUCUUUCAGAGUCAGCUUUUAACUAUGUGCAUUGCAAGCUAUGAGCCUUCUGGCAGUCAAGUUCAGCUUACACUUGAGAGGGGUCUUCCUGCUAUGGUUGCUUCUUUCACUUCAAAACAAUUGCCUUACCCAUCUCUCUCCUUUGACAUGUUGCAUUGUGCAAGAUGUGGCAUUGAUUGGGACCGAAAAGAUGGCAUUCUCAUGAUUGAAGCUGAUAGACUUUUACGACCGGGGGGCUACUUUGUCUGGACUUCACCACUUACAAAUGCUCGUGACAAAGACAGUCAGAAAAGAUGGAAGAUCAUACAAAGUUUUGCUGAAAACCUUUGCUGGGAUAUGCUGUCUCAGCAAGAUGAAACUGUUGUAUGGAAGAAAACUAUUAAAAGGAAUUGCUAUAGUUCAAGAAAGAAUAGUUCUCCCCCUCCUUUAUGUGGCAAAGGCUAUGAUGUGGAGUCUCCGUAUUAUCGAGAACUGCAAAACUGCAUAGGAGGAACACAUAGCAGCCGCUGGAUUUCUGUCAAAGAGAGGCAAACUUGGCCUUCCAGAGAUCACUUGAACAAGAAGGAGCUUGCAAUCUUUGGGCUGCAAUCUGAUGAAUUUGCUGAAGACUCUGAAAGCUGGAAAGCAGCAGUUCGUAAUUAUUGGUCUCUUCUGUCACCUUUAAUAUUUUCUGAUCAUCCUAAGAGACCUGGUGAUGAGGACCCUCCACCACCUUAUAACAUGCUAAGAAAUGUACUAGACAUGAAUGCUCAUGUCGGUGGUUUUAAUUCUGCAUUGGUGCAAGCUGGAAAAUCCUUAUGGGUAAUGAAUGUGGUCCCUCUGAGUGGACUCAACUAUCUUCCCUUGAUCCAGGACCGAGGUUAUGUUGGCGUUUUGCACGAUUGGUGUGAGGCCUUCCCAACGUAUCCUAGAACCUAUGACUUGGUGCAUGCAGCUGGACUUUUAUCCCUUGAAUUUGCUCAGCAGCGCAGAUGUACCAUGCUUGACAUCUUCAUUGAAAUUGACAGGUUACUCCGUCCAGAGGGUUGGAUUAUAAUUCGUGACAUAGUUCCUUUAAUAGAGUCAGCCAGAGCUCUAACAACAAGGCUAAAAUGGGAUGCGCGAGUUGUAGAAAUAGAAAGUGACAGCGAUCAAAGACUCCUGAUCUGUCAAAAACCUUUAUUUAAGAGACAAGCAAAUUAAUUCAUUCAUGCCCUGAAGAAAUUAGACCAUAAUAUUCAUAUAUUCAUUUUCAUAAUGUUCAUUUAUUAUCAUAAUGCUCCGCCAUAGAAAGUGGGGAUUGAAAAUUUUGGACAGAAAAAGAAAGCCGGAACAAAAACAAUAGAGGAAAGAGUGAAUUCUCGUCAAUGAUACCACCACAACUCCUAUGUAGCCGUAAGGCAUAUACAUAGGGCCUUGCAACUAUCAAACGAGGAGUAGAGCAGAACAGAGGAAGAAGUAUACUGGUAGAUUUCAUUUUUCAUGUGAUGUCUGAUUGCAGUUACACAGACACAUGAGGAUUAAGAUUGGGAAAGAUGGUGAUAGAAUAAGUUAUAUAUUUAUGUUUUGUUUGCUGUAGUGUAUAAAAUGCUCAGCGGUUAAUGCCCCCCCCCCCCCCCCCCCCAUAUUCGUAUAGAAGAAUUAUUUUUCUGCUCUCAUUGAUUUCAUGGGUUCUUUAAUAUCUCCUGUAAUGUAACGGCCCGGCAAAACUAUAUUUUGAUAAAUCUUGUCAAUGUUUAUAACGUGAAAUCAAAAGUCACAUUCUCCAUCA